Messenger RNA from Oryza brachyantha (malo sina), 833 nucleotides. Its product is annotated as 50S ribosomal protein L10, chloroplastic-like. Gene Ontology annotation, cellular component: large ribosomal subunit. Gene Ontology annotation, biological process: translation. The record is from RefSeq and is a predicted model, not a curated record. Gene Ontology annotation, molecular function: structural constituent of ribosome. The coding region runs from base 70 to 648 and encodes 192 amino acids. Lineage: Eukaryota; Viridiplantae; Streptophyta; Magnoliopsida; Poales; Poaceae. The transcript has a single exon.
CGCCGCUCGUUGGCUCGCGUUGCCGCACAAGGGAAACCCUCGCCGCCGCCGUCGCCGUCGCCGUCGGAGAUGACGUCCGUGCGCGCCGUCGGGUCGACGCUGCCGUCGAUCCGCGCGGCGGCGGAGCUGGCGCGGCAGGAGCUGCUGCGGCGGGAGCUGGUGGAGUGCCAGCUCGUGGCGGGCAUCUGGUGCCACGGCUUCACGGUGGCGCAGCUGCGGAGCAUCCGGGCCAGCCUGCCGCCGACGGCGCGGCUGGUGGUGGCGAAGAACUCCGACGUGGCGGCGGCCGUGGCGGGGACGCGGUGGGAGGCGGUGCGGCCGUUCGCGCGGGGCAUGAACGCGUGGCUGUUCGUCCGGUCCGACGAGAUCCCGCCGGCGCUCCGGCCGUACCGCGACUUCCAGAAGGAGUGGAAGCUGCAGCUCAACGACUUCACCGGCGCCGUCUUCGAGGGCCGCCUCUACAGCCCCGACGACUUCGCCAAGCUCGAGUCCAUGCCCACCAGGUUGCAGUCCUACCAGUACCUCCUCGGCUGCCUCCAGAUGCCAGCCGUCUCCGUCCUCGCCGCGCUCCGAGCCCGCCAGGAGGCCAUGGCGCAGCCGCCGGCCGCCGCCGGCGAGCCAGCUCCAGCGCCGGCGCCGGACAAGUGAUCAUACUAGUACAACUUUUUCUUCCCUUUUUUCCUUUUUCUUCUGCAAAUUUGUGUUGCAGAAGAAACCACUCGUAGCCCAUAAAAAAGAAAGGCAUUUGCAUUGCAGAUCUUUCCAUGUUGAUGUUUUGCAAACAAUUGCGAAUUUGCGAAUGAUGUCACAUCUUGGCACCUGGUUAAUCAUGA